Molecule: messenger RNA, 5956 nt
Organism: Sebastes umbrosus (honeycomb rockfish)
Lineage: Eukaryota; Metazoa; Chordata; Actinopteri; Perciformes; Sebastidae
Product: ras-related protein Rab-27B-like
Exons: 6
Coding region: 393-1049 (218 amino acids)
Biological process (GO): melanosome transport; positive regulation of exocytosis
Cellular component (GO): secretory granule; melanosome
Molecular function (GO): GTPase activity; GTP binding
Source: RefSeq, a predicted model, not a curated record
UUCUGAGGAGUCCCUGAAUGCAGCAGGAGCGUCAACCCUCCACCCCUCGAGGAAGCAAAGCGACAUCCAUCAGACUCGUUGCACUCUCUCAGAGGUAAUACUCUCCAGCACUCCUCAAGGCUGCACCACCACCAAACCACCAAACCCUCCUCCACACCGGGCCGUCAUCACACCGACCGAGCUCCCUCAGGUGGCCACGUUCUGGUGCUCUCUGCGCGGAUUCCCCCUCUUCUCCAUCAGGACUGUGUGGAGAGAUGCGACGUCUCGGAGGAGGAGGAGGAGACGAAGUGGCCAGCCAGCAGCAGCAGCAGCAGCAGCAGCAGACACCUGCGAGGACCAUCUGAGUUUGUUUCUAUAACGUCAAAAGAAAAAGGUUUAUUGCGGGCAUCACUAUGACUGAUGGGGAUUAUGACUACCUUAUAAAGCUCCUUGCCCUGGGGGACUCCGGCGUGGGGAAGACCACCUUCCUGUACCGAUACACAGACAACAAGUUCAACCCCAAGUUCAUCACCACAGUCGGCAUCGACUUCAGGGAAAAGAGAGUGGUGUACACAGCGUCCAGCCCCAAUGGGGCGACCGCAGGGAAAACCUUCAAGGUUCACCUUCAGCUCUGGGACACAGCUGGACAGGAGAGGUUCCGCAGCCUGACAACGGCGUUCUUCAGGGACGCUAUGGGGUUCCUGCUGAUGUUUGAUCUCACCAGCCAGCAGAGCUUCCUCAACGUCAGAAACUGGAUGAGUCAGCUACAGGCCAAUGCCUACUGUGAGAAUCCAGAUAUCGUGUUGGUAGGAAACAAGGCCGACCUGAACGACCAGCGGGAGGUUCAGGAGAAACAGGCCAAGGAGCUGGCUGAUAAAUACGGAAUCCCGUACUUUGAGACGAGUGCAGCGACAGGAUCGGAGGUGGACAAGGCGGUGAUAACGCUGUUGGACCUGGUCAUGAAGAGGAUGGAGCAGUGCGUCGACAAACCGCCUGCCGAGCCAGCCAACGGGAACGGGGCCACGAAGCUCGGCGAUGCGCAGCCCAACGAGAAGAAAUGUGCAUGCUAGAUCAAGAAGGAAACGACCAGUCAGUGCUCCUCUGUUGUCUGUCCUCUCUACUCGCCACAUUCCCUACUUCUUUCACCUUAUCUGUCAUCUUUGAUUGCAUGUCUCUUCAUCUUCUCCUGUUCACUCUCUUCUCUCUAAUAUUAACCUUUAACCAUCUUCUGCUCUUUUCUUUCUCUUCUCCUCCUUUAUUCUUCUUUCUCCUCAAACUGUCUGCCAUAGGGCAAUGAAACAACCUUGUCCCCCCUCUAGUGGAUAUUCAAGGUAAUACAGUCUCAGCCUGUCUGCCUUUGAGCUCUGUUUAGGAGGAAAUUAAAACAGGAGGGGACAGUUUCAUCACUGUCAGACACAUAUUGUGCCUCGUUUAAAACAUGCAGCCUGGGAAUUAAGCUCUGCACGCUCCCAGUUGCUCUGUUCGCAAGUGGUUUGAAUGAUUUAAAUGGACCUAAACGUGCAGAAAGACACUUGACGACAGCUUGAUCUGGGCCAUUAAAGAGUUUAACACUAAGCUGUGUCCAUGUAAAUUAAGUCACGGUCCUCUCCUGAACGCUUUUCCUCCUGGACCGGGGUGAGCAACUGUCAAAAACAAACAAUUUUUUUCCCUGUUUCACACCGUCUUCGAUGCUGUACCCGUAUUAGCCACGUAUGGUCAUUUUUUUCAGUGUUUUCAAGCAGUUUUGUCUCGUUCAAGGAUGCAAGACGUUUGCUAAAAAUGCACCAAAUUGUGUUUAAUAUAGUUGGACAAUGGUUUCAUGGUGGAGGUCUUUGACACACCUGAGUGAGAUUAUUGAUUAUUUUGCUUGUUAGCUUCUACAACUAACUUUAGGAUAUGUAAUAUCAACAGCUUAAUCCACAAUGAAUUGUGCAAAUACAUAAUGGGCCUAUAUUAAACUUUAUAUUAGUAACAGUAAAUGAAAAUACACAACAUAGAGAUACCCCCAACACAAAACAGAGGAGGGUAAAUAGCCUCUGUUGUUAUUUUUCAUAACCAAACUGGUCAGAGUAGAUUGUUUUGUUUAUGGCCACUUGCUAGUGAUUAUUUUAUAUAGCAGUAGGUAUUGAUAUUUUGGAUCAACACCCUUCAUAAAUUGAAUAUUUUUGUUUGCACUCAUUUAAAAAUAAUACUUGGAAUAAAUGUCCAUUCAUACAGGAAUGCCAUAUGAUUGAUUAGAAAUAGCACUGUUUGGAUAUUUUGGAUACUUUUACAUCUAUUUCCCAGCCUUACUUUGAACCGUUCAUUUUGAAAACUUAACGGAUCAACAGACACACAACAUUCAUAUUGUAGGACGAAUAUGGGUACAGCAUGGCAUGUGAAAUGGAGAACAAAAAAAGCCUAUGUAUAUCCUUAAUAGAGUGUCCUAGACCAGGAUAGACAUGUUGUUCCAAACUGAUCUACUGCCUUGGCUUUUAAAGCGUUAUUCCACUGUGGCGGAACAGACUUUAAUCUCUGUGGAAGUUUGAGAUACAACAAAUAUCAGAUGCUCUGGGGACGCAAUGUCACUUUAAUUUGCUUACAGAAAAUUUAAUAAUUGUAAUCCAUAGCCUAAAAAAGAUAUUGGCUAUUUACAACUAGAACAAACAUGGUAUGUAAGUCAACAUAAAUGCAGUUUAUGAGUGGAGAGGAUGAUUAUAUCAGCAUGGUUAUGGUGACGUUAGCCUUUCAGGGCAGCUGAUUUUCCAUGUUGACCUCUCAUCUCUUCUUACCAGAUAAUCCGACAAAGUGAAAUAUCGCUUUAAGGCCCCAUACAUGACCAAUGUUGUUAGAAUAUAAAGUGACCAAUUAUUUAUAUUAAAAGAAAUGUAAAACAUAGAUUAUUAUUUCUGUUGUCUAAUUUUUUGUUAUAUCCUUCACAUCUCACACAAUUUUUUUUUCUUCUUUCAUAUCCGUCAAGGGAAAAUAAUCUGCUUUCAUAUUUGUUUUUUCAUUGCUCUAGUGCUCUUAAGCAAAUUAACCCCCAAGUUAUAAAUAUAUCAACAAAACGUGUCUCUAACAUGAAGAAAAUACACUAUUAUAAACUCUUGAAGAAGUACAGUAGAAGUUGUUUAAGACUUUUUUUGGUUCAACACUUGAAGUUACUGUGGACCAACUUUUUGUUGUAUUUUGUUGCUUAACACUAUAUUGUUUUUUUUCAUUGCAUACCACACCAUAUAACAGCUGCUGUGCAGAAAACCCUAUGAAAUCACAGCAUAUUGAAACUACAUUCCACUGAGUUCAGUUCAAAAGGCUGCAUGUUUUGUACCGUGACACUACGCUUGAGCACAGCAAAAAACAUCCGUCUUUAGAAGCCAUUUGGAUGUAAAUUUACCCCCCAAAAAAUCCAUUUAAAUGUCAAAAAUCAGCUUUGAGUCCAAGAUGAUUUCUUUUGUUUUAAGUGCAACUCAACAGUUUCCCUUACAUCAAGUAACACCUUGAUCUGCCUUACUUCAUGAAAAAUCUUGAGCCAAGUUGAGGUGCACCAGAAACGAGGGGAAUUAUCUUUUUGCUUGCCACCUGCUGGCAGCUAAAUCCUUAUUUUGUCCUUCAGUGAGCCAAGGGGAGGUUUUACACAGCUGUCCCAACUCACAGCUGCAUAAUGUAGGAUUACUGCAGGUUGGUUUUCAAAGUGUACUGAAACCAGGGGCUGCCAAAUGGGUCAGCGGUAAUGUUAAGUAUACUGUGAGUGUGGCUUAUUAAUGGCAAACCACUGCUGUGGUCAUUUGAAAGAUAAUAACAUUUUGAAUUUCAAUAUUUGAUUAUAUUACAGUCCAAUUUUUUGUAUUGUGUUCGCUGGAUCCAUAAAAAAAAUCUUAUAGGUUAAAGAGUCAUAGAGCUUUGGAUUCACCUCUUGUCACCUAUAUCUACCAGUGUGCCAAAUAAAAAAAGGAAACACCACAAACAAGCGUUUGUUUUCAACAAAUCUAAACCUCAUGCUGUUGUUCACUCGAAGAAAAACUGCCUUCAAAAAUAAAAAAAAAAAAGUGUUUUUAUUUUGUUUGUUUUUUUGUUUAAAAGCCUAACAAAGUCGCUUGCCAACAGCUGAUCUCAGUGCCAUAUUAAACACACACCGCUGUUCAAUUUUACUUUAUCGAAAUAUUAAUUUGCUGACGAUAAAGACAUAAGGAGCUGGUUCACUUAAUAUUCUCUCCCAUAAUUGCUGUAAAGGUCCCAGAAAAUACUGUAUUUCUAUAAGUUUGGUUUGUUUGUUUCAGCUGAUCAACGGCUUACUGAUGGGUUUUAGGUAGGUAGAUAGGUUUUUACUUUUGUGUUGGUCUUAAUAAUCAUGUCAGGUUACAUAUUUCUAAACACUUACAGAAGCAGCUUAGUGAAAUCGUCUUAACACAGGUUUAUUUAGUUUGUUUCCUUUGCUCCAACAUUCAGUCAUGAAGAGAGUCCUGUUACAGUUAAACAAGUUGUAUUUCAGUAGAAUUGUAUCUUUAAGACUUAAUUUAUAUUCACACUAGGAGCGACAACAAAACUACAUUAUUACACUGUCGCAGUCGCCGCCGUUGAAGUGUUGCUCAAGCGCUCGUUGAUGUAGUUAUGACGUUAAGACCAACUUUAUUAAUGUUCACUCUCAUUUUAGCUCUAUUUUGGUCUCCACCAACACCUGAUAAAAUACUUGGCUCUUUAGCUGCUAAAUGUUCCACUCAUGUCACCAGUUAGUUGCUAACUUUGUCUGCUGCUGGAAAGCGGGUUGAUGAGUGAAUCGUACACUAAAUGUGCCGUAAAAACCAAAAUAACGAGCUAAAAGAGGCUAAAAAGCUCUGUAUCAUGCGGCAUAUUUACCACUAUUCGCACUAUGGGUGUCACCUUUCACAAUCCAUUAUUAUAAGAUAUUGAUUAGUGCAGCUUUAAAAAUGUCAUCUUUUAAAGUCGUAAGGCUUACCAAGUGUUAAUCUCUUUAACGCCACCAAUCAGGUGUGUAACGUUUUCUCAGUUUUUGAAAAAGUUUUCGGUAAAAGUUUCGUGAAACAGUUAAAUUAUGACUUAGAAAGAAAUGACUCGCCUAUAAAUGUAAUGCAGCCUUUUUUUAUCAAGAUGACUGGCAAGCUAGUAAUUCAUUAAUUUUAAUGAAACACAAAAAUUAAUCCUUGAGAUCUACCCGACACCUACGCUCAAAUAAAGCAAGGACACAAAAUGAACUCAUAAAAAGCAUCAAUCAAUUUUUUAGGUGUUUUUUUUUUUUUUUUUUUUUACUAUUUGAGACUUUGAGUCCAGAUUUCCAGUGCGCCUCACCUCUAUAUGAAUAGAUAAAGCCUUUUAUUGUGACAAUCUUCCGAACCAAUUUGUCAGCUUUUAUCUGAGCCUUUCUUCUUCUGUUGCUCAUUAUAUUUUCUCAAGUUUAAUUUCAAUUUUUAGAAUAUGUUUGUCAUUUUAUGCCUUUUUGCUUAAAUUCAGUAUUCAGUUGUGCCACCGGUAUAUCUGACAUUUAUUUUUGCUGUCUUGAAUCAUGUUUUUCUUGAAGCAUCUCUUCCAUAAGUCUUAAAUUUUUGAAGUUUUUGAAUUCACUUUAAAAAGUUUACACUGUUUUCAGAGUCAUGUUGUGCCUGUUAUUAUCUCUUCUGUCUGAUCCUCUGUAAAGUUUGUGAGCUACUGAAUAUUUUCAUGCAUUAUUGAUUAUAGAUUACAAAACAGAGGCAAAAGAGACCAGAAGUCGUGAUGUUUUUGUGCCCGAUAUAUCAAAACAACUAAUCAAUCCAAGUACCUCUAAGAGCUUUUAUUUUUGGAAAUCCUCCGUGUGUGAAUUCUCCCUGAUGCCUGCGGUUUGUACACGUUUCUUCAGUUUUCACUGCGUGUAUCGAUGCCUGUGUGUGUUUGUUGGGUUUGUUGCACCGUCAGCAUGUUUGACACAAUGAGAAUGAAAUGACCUGUGAUGCGUUUAAUGUUUCUGAUGUCAGAGCUGCAAAUAAAUCUCUGUGUUUGUUUUAAA